Messenger RNA from Ixodes scapularis (black-legged tick), 630 nucleotides. RefSeq lists its product as uncharacterized. The transcript is spliced from 2 exons. NCBI's taxonomy places the organism in Eukaryota, Metazoa, Arthropoda, Arachnida, Ixodida, Ixodidae. Gene Ontology annotation, molecular function: nucleic acid binding. The record is from RefSeq and is a predicted model, not a curated record. Bases 1 to 630 code for a protein of 209 amino acids.
AUGCGGCAAGGGAGCGACGUGGCGGUGCAAAUACCUUCGCGAAAUGAGCGAGCUUCGAAGACAAAAGAAAAACAUCUUUUUUACACCAACGAGACAUGGGUCAACGCCGGUCACAAGGUGGGACAAGUAUGGGUUGACACGGAUGUCACGAGCGCGCCUGAGGCAAAACGUUCCGGGCUCUCCACAGGACUGCAGAACUCCACUGGCAAGGGAGGCAGGCUGAUUGUGACUCACUGUGGCAACGAGAACGGGUUUGUUCUAGGUGCCGGAGAAGUGUUCUGCGCGAGAAAAGGCACGGAGGACUACCACGACGAAAUGGAUAGAGUCCACUAUCACAAGUGGUUCACUCAGAAACUGCUCCCUGCUCUGCCACCAGGAAAUGUUAUUUUCAUUGAUAGUGCACCUUUUCAUUCUGUGAAGGAAGAGAAGGUGCUCUGCAUGUCAAGUCUGAAAAAGGACAUUGAAGCACGGUUUUCAAAGAAAGGUGUGACCUGGAGCACCGAUAUGGUCAAGGCAGAGCUCAUGAAGCUUGUAAAUGCCGUCAAGGUGGAGGGCGAUACUUAUCGCAUCGACACGAUCGCCAGCGAGGCAGGUCACACUGUGGUACGUCUGCCACCGUACCAUUGCUAA